This is a messenger RNA of Rosa rugosa (rugosa rose), 3224 nucleotides long. Its product is annotated as probable leucine-rich repeat receptor-like serine/threonine-protein kinase At3g14840. The transcript has 22 exons. Gene Ontology annotation, molecular function: protein binding; ATP binding; protein kinase activity. The coding region runs from base 239 to 3055 and encodes 938 amino acids. Gene Ontology annotation, biological process: protein phosphorylation. The record is from RefSeq and is a predicted model, not a curated record. Lineage: Eukaryota; Viridiplantae; Streptophyta; Magnoliopsida; Rosales; Rosaceae.
UACAUCUAUAAGAUUUGUAAUUUGACUGAAAAUCAAUGGCUCACACUGCUCUGUGAGUGGUGACAUUCCACUCCAACUGUUUGUAUAACGGAAUCUACAAGCUUUAUUCUUCCAAAAAGGCCAUCAUCUGAUCGAGUUCAACUUAUAACUAGUGUUUUAGUCCACUCUUGAAUGUGCAAAAGCUAGCUACCCUUUUUCAGUUACCUGACCUACAUGAGGUAUUUACCUACUAUUAUUCAUGAAUAUUUUAUCUGGGAUGGAGCGCAGACUUUUGAAAUCUCAGAAUUUGCCGGGAAAACUCCCGCCAGAGUUGAUCAAGCUCCCCUAUCUCCAAGAAAUUGACCUCACCCGCAACUAUCUGAAUGGCACCAUCCCUCCAGAAUGGGGCUCCCUGCCACUAGUUAAAAUUGGUCUUGGUGCAAACCGUUUGACAGGUUCUAUCCCUGUUGAGCUAGGAAACAUCAUCACGCUCGAAAGUUUGACCAUCGAUUUCAAUAGUUUCUCUGGAGUUCUUCCUGCGGAGCUUGGAAAUUUGUCUAGCAUAAAAAGAAUGUCUCUUACCUCGAACAAUUUUACCGGAGAGUUGCCAGAGACAUUUGCAAAGCUUACCAACUUAACUGAAUUUUGGAUUAGUGACAGUUCCUUUUCUGGGAAGAUACCUGAUUUUAUUAAGAGCUGGACAAAUCUUGAGACACUAGUGAUUCAGGCUAGUGGUUUUACAGGGCCAAUUCCUUCCGGCAUUUCUCUCUUGACAAGAUUAACUGAGCUGAGAAUUACUGACUUGAAUGGAUCUGAAUCAUCGUUUCCUGUACUUGAUAAUAUGAAUAAAAGCCUGGAGAGAUUGGUGUUGCGGAACUGCAAUAUUAGUGGGCAGCUACCUAAAUAUCUCGGGAACAUGUCGACUUUACAAAUUUUAGACCUUAGUUUUAACAAGCUAACUGGAGAUAUCCCAAACAACUUUGCUGGUCUAGGAAAUCUGGAUCACAUGUUCUUAACUGGGAACAUGCUGACCGGAACUGUGCCAGCUGAUUGGAUGAAAGCCAAGAGCAUUGAUCUUUCAUAUAACAAAUUCACCAUGAAAUCAAAUGAUGAUAAGUGUGAACCACGAGAUGGCUUGAACUUGUUUGCAAGCUCUUCAGGUGGCAAUACUUCAUCUGUUUCAUGUUUACCACUUGCAAAAUGUAUAAAAAGUAAGUUGGCUUUGUACGAUCUUCAUAUAAAUUGUGGUGGAAAAGAAGUACUCCUCUAUGAAGAUUCCACAAGACCCAUUAACGCAACAUAUGAGAGAGAUACUGAUGAAGCCGGGCCUUCAUCAGUUUUCGAGAGCAUAAAUUGGGCAUCAAGCACCACUGGCUACUUCACUGGUGAUGGUCGUCCUAACAAAACCUAUAUCUGGACUAAUUCAUCUGGACUCACUAUGGACCAUCCUGAGUUGUACAUGAAUGCACGCCUUUCUCCUAUUUCUCUAACUUACUAUGGGUAUUGUCUCGCAAAUGGAAGCUACACAGUAAACCUCCACUUUGCAGAGAUAAUAUUUACAAAUGACAAAACAUAUAGUAGUCUGGGAAGACGUGUAUUUGAUAUAUACAUUCAGGGGUCACUAGUGUUCAAGGAUUUCAAUAUUGCAGAUGCAGCAGGUGGCUUUGGUAAGGCAGUCAAUAAAAGUUUCACUGUUAACGUAACUGAUAGGACUUUGGAGAUCCGUUUAUUCUGGGCUGGGAAAGGGACAACAGGUGUUCCUUACAAAGGAGACUAUGGUCCUCUUAUAUCAGCUAUCUCUAUAGUUUCUGACUUUGAACCCGCUAAAGAAACCUCUGGAAGCAGUGGUAUAUCUGCAGGUGAAGUGGUUGGAAUUGUGGCCGGAGGAGUCUUCAUUAUAUUACUGGUUUUAGGUAUUCUCUGGUGGAAAGGCUUCAUAGGACCAGCAAAUACUUUGGAACAAGAUUUGAAGGGUGUGGACCUGCAAACCAGCAGAUUUACCUUGAGGCAAAUCAAAACUGCCACAAACAACUUUGACAUAUCCAAUAAAAUUGGAGAAGGUGGUUUUGGUCCUGUUUACAAGGGCCUUCUAUCAGAUGACACCGCAAUUGCUGUUAAGAAGCUUUCUGCCAAAUCAAAGCAAGGGAAUCGUGAAUUUGUGAAUGAGAUUGGCAUGAUUUCUGCUCUGCAACACCCUUACCUUGUUAAGCUUUAUGGAUGUUGCAUUGAAGGAAAUGACUUGUUGCUUGUCUAUGAGUACUUGGAAAAUAAUAGCGUUGCUCGUGCUCUGUUUGGCCCAAAAGCAAGUCAGGUGAAGAUGGAUUGGCCAACAAGGCACAGGAUCUGUGUUGGUAUAGCAAAAGGUUUGGCUUACCUCCAUGAGGAAUCAAGGUUGAAGAUCGUUCAUAGAGACAUUAAAGCUACUAAUGUGCUACUCGAUAAAAAUCUUUGUCCAAAGAUAGCUGAUUUUGGAUUGGCCAAGCUUGAUGAAGAGGAUAAUACCCACAUAAGCACCCGGAUUGCUGGAACUCUUGGAUAUAUGGCACCUGAAUAUGCAAUGCGAGGUUAUCUGACUGAUAAAGCAGAUGUUUAUAGUUUCGGAAUUGUUGUGUUGGAAAUAGUCAGUGGGAGGAGCAACACAACUUACCGCUCCAAAGAAGAAUGUUUUUAUCUUCUUGAUUGGGCACUUCUUCUAAAAGAGAGAGGGAGUUUGUUGGACCUAGUGGAUCCAAGGCUAGGCUCAGAGUUUAACAAAGAACAGAUGAUUACUACAAUCAAUGUGGCUCUCCUAUGCUCUAAUGUGUCUUCAGCAGUUAGGCCUUCCAUGUCUUCAGUAGUGAAAAUGCUUGAAGGAAGGGCUUCCGUUCAAGAGGUAAUCUCCGAUCCAAAUGCCUCAAACAAUGAAAUCAAUGCAAUGAGGAAACUUUUUCAAUCCAGUUUUGAAGAAAACAAUGGUGACCUUGAGAGUCAGAGACAAACUAUGUCAAUUGAACCAUCGUGGACUGCUUCAUCUACAUCUGCUCAUGAUCUGUAUCCCGUCCAUCCUGAUUCCAGUUAUUGGGAGAACAGAAAAUAGACAAUUCAUCAGUAUAUAUACUCAUACCUCUUUUCUACUUCUAUAAUUUUUUUAGCAAUAUAGUUGGAAUUCGAUUAAUAACAAAAGUGACUUACAGUAUAAAGUUUGAAAUCAAUUGUUUACAUGACCUUGUCGAUCCGAUUUUCUUUUCAAUAGCUAUGAUACCUAA